Messenger RNA from Acyrthosiphon pisum (pea aphid), 4292 nucleotides. RefSeq names its product Pre-mRNA processing factor 4 kinase (gene Prp4k). NCBI's taxonomy places the organism in Eukaryota, Metazoa, Arthropoda, Insecta, Hemiptera, Aphididae. Gene Ontology annotation, biological process: mRNA cis splicing, via spliceosome; peptidyl-serine phosphorylation; peptidyl-threonine phosphorylation. The record is from RefSeq and is a predicted model, not a curated record. Gene Ontology annotation, molecular function: ATP binding; protein serine/threonine kinase activity. The transcript has 18 exons. The coding region runs from base 297 to 2882 and encodes 861 amino acids.
ACGACGUAUCCCUCCAUACACCAACACCACAGGCCAGACUAGGCACAGACUGUGCACACAUCUUUCUCUGGUGUAUGCUCAACUCCAUAAUAACAUAAAAUAAUGGUUUUGAUUCUGUUCGUGUCUAAAAUGUCAACGAGAUGGGAACUAUUAUUAUUGUUGUAAUUUUGUUUAUGUGAUUGUGUUUUAAUUUUGUGUAAGUUUAAUGUUUUAUGAAUGUGAAAUGACGAUCUCUUUCGUGAACUGCUAAAAACGAUUUUGAGUCGUUCAUUGUUUAUUUUCUUCCAUCAACAAACAUGGCAGUUGACAGUAUGUCCGAUGAUUCUUCUGCAGACUCCGUUAAAGUAGUCGAUAACAGCCGAUUAGAUAAGAAAAAAAAGAAAAAGAAACACAAGCAUAGAAGUGAACGAAAACAUAAAAAAACGAAGAAAGAAAAUGGAGAAACCAAAUUGAAGGAUAAGAAGAAAUCAAAUGGUGACCAUAUCCAAAAUGGUAAACAAAAAAGACCACCAUCUCCACCCCCAACUGACAAUAGUAAAAAGAAAAAAAUUGAAGGACCCAUAAUAACAGAAAUCAACUUGGAUGAAGAAGAAAUGAAUUUAGAAGAACUAAUCAAGCAAAAGGCUUUACUUCAAGCCAGAUUAGGAGCUUAUUUAUCAGAAUCAGAAGAAGGUGAUAAAACCAAUAAAAAAAAAAAGCCAAGCGCUAAAAAAUCAGUUGAAACCAUUAACCUAAUUGAUGAUGAAUCAGAUGAAGAAUACAAAAAUAAGAAUUCUGAACGUGUAAGAAGUCCAUUAAAACGUUAUCAUGGUUCCAGUCAAGAAAUUAAGAAAACAAGAGAUAGAAGUGUAAGUAAAGACUUAACUCAUUUAAAGUCAGAUCGUAUAAGAAAAGAAAAAGAACGUGAAAAAGAAAGAGAUCGUGAUAAGGAAUAUGAAAGGAAUCGAGAAAAAGAAAAAGACAGACAAAGAAAAAUUAAACAUUUGGAAGAUGAAAAGCGACGUGAAAUAAGACGAAAAGAAGAGGAAAUCAAAAAAAGAGAAGAUGAUUUAAGGAGGCGUGAACAAAGAAGACGAGAUGAAGAAAUAAAAGAUAUAGAAGAAGAAGCAAAAAGACGAGCAGAAGAAGUAAGAAGACGAGAAGAACAGAUCAAGCAACGAGAAGAUCAAUUAAGACGGAGACGAGACCGUAUUAAAAGUCCUAUACCUAAUAGAGACCGUGCAAGAAGUCCACCUGGUCCCAAUAGAUAUCGUGACCGUGAUCGAGAACGUGAUCGUGAUAGAGAGAGAGAUAGAGAUAGAGAUAGAGAAAGAGAUAAGAGAUAUAAUAGAAAAUAUGAUAGGAGAUCACAUAGUAAAGAACGAUAUUCUAGAUCUCAUAGAGGAAAAGAUAGAGGAGAUAAAUAUAAAGACAGUUUUUCUGAAGGUCUUAAGCGUGAUGAUAAGUCAUCUUCAGAUUCUGACAUUGAUGUAAAUAUAAAUAUUGCGGAAGACGAAAACGAAGAAGAAAUUAUUGAAAAAAGAAGAAAGCAAAGGGAGGAAUUAUUGAAGAGGUUAGGAGCAAAUAAUAGUAAUUUGCAUAGUGAAGAUUCUAUGAAUCCUUCUCCACAUGGAAGUUACGCUACUGAAACAUCUAUUCAACAUUCGCCAGAACUUCCAUCUCCUAAAGAAACUGAUAGAAUAUUAAAUGAUUCUGAUUCAGCAACAGAUAAAGAGACCACAAAGCCUGAUCAUGUAUUAAAUCCUGAUUUAAUAAAAGGCAAAUGGGAUAUGUUUGCAGAGGCUGAUUCAUUUCAUGCUACACAACAUACUCCUCAACCAGAUGGUAUAUCCAAUGGAAACAAGAGUGUACCAGAAAAUCCUUCUUUAACUGAUAACUGGGAUGAUGCAGAAGGAUAUUAUCGCGUAAGAAUUGGUGAAACAAUGGAUUCACGUUAUACUGUCUACGGAUAUACUGGGCAAGGAGUAUUUUCUAAUGUUGUUCGUGCUAGAGACGCGGCUCGCGAUAAUCAAGAUGUGGCUGUUAAAAUCAUACGAAACAAUGAAAUUAUGCACAAAACAGGAUUGAAAGAAUUAGAAAUUCUUAAACGGUUAAAUGAUUCUGAUCCUGACGAUAGGUUUCAUUGUCUACGUUUAUAUCGUCACUUUUUCCACAAGCAACAUUUAUGCAUGGUUUUUGAACCUCUCAGUAUGAAUCUUAGAGAGGUGUUGAAGAAAUAUGGUAAAGACAUUGGAUUGCACAUUAAAGCUGUUCGUUCAUAUAGUCAACAGUUGUUUUUGGCAUUGAAAUUGAUGAAAAAAGCAAAUAUAUUACAUGCUGACAUCAAGCCUGAUAAUAUUCUGGUGAAUGAAAGUAAGUUAGUACUGAAAUUGUGUGAUUUUGGAUCAGCAUCACACAUAACUGAUAAUGAAAUUACACCCUAUUUGGUCAGUCGAUUCUACCGGUCCCCUGAAAUAAUUUUAGGUAUUCAGUGUGAAUUUGGCAUUGAUAUGUGGUCUGCUGGUUGUACUAUUUAUGAACUUUAUACUGGAAAAAUAUUAUUUCCAGGCAAAACUAAUAACCAAAUGUUGAAAUAUUUUAUGGAUUUGAAAGGAAAAAUGGCUAACAAAACUAUUCGGAAGGGAAUGUUCAAAGACCAACAUUUUGAUAGCAAUUGUAAUUUUCUGUAUCACGAAGUUGACAAAGUCACAGAACGAGAAAAAGUUAUAACCAUGUCUUCGAUAAAUCCUAGUCGAGAUUUAUAUACUGAAUUACUGGGAAACCAAAAAUUACCAGAGGAGCAAAUUCGUAAAGUUGGACAAUUGAAGGACUUGCUUGAUAAAAUACUGACUUUGGAUUCUUCAAAACGCAUUGGCAUAUCACAGGCUUUGAAGGAAAGCUAACUCGAAAAAUCAUACAACACUAGGAAUUGACAAAAUCAUUUCUCCUCCAAUGUUUAUUUGGUAAUUAAACGAUUUUGAUCAGGAAAUCUAAAUUUAACGCUUGAAUUAGAAAAUGUUAACAACACCAACACUUAAGCCAAUUUAAUUACCUGUUAUAGUUUCCUUCUAUAAUUGUUGGUCUAUACUUGGUUGGUUUGUGGCAGUUCCAGAUUUAAACUGAAUAUGAUAGAUGAUUGAGCCUAGAAUAUUAGAUUAACUAUUCAUUUCCCCAAAAAAUUGUUCUGAUCAUUUUUUUAUUCAAUGGAAAAUUACUAAAAAAUCUGGAGUUGUCACUAAUAAGGAAUCUCAAACAACCUAUCCUUAAAUUAAUUAGGAUUCAGUAAAUAUUUACAGUUUUAAUUUCUUUGUGAGUCGUUAAUUUUUCAGGGUUACCAAACAGAGAGAUAGAGAGAAGGGCAAAUCAGAAUGGCUAUUGUAUCCAUAAUUGGUAUCCAUACAGGUAAUAAAAUGAAAUAUUACAUUUAAAAAAUGGAUUAAUUAAUUUGGAAAUUAUUUCAAAUAAUUUUAAUACAAGCUUUCUUAUUACUUUUAAGAAUACUUCUAAAUAUUGUAAUUAUUGUAGUGAAACUAUUUCAUUUUCAUUGAUUACGUGUAAACAUGUACAACAUUGUUUACUUUCAACAUUCCUUUAAACCAAUUACCUGUUUUAAUAGGUUGUAAGUGAAGUAUGUCAUAAUAUAUUGUGGGUAUUACAUUUAAUUAUAUUUUUUUAUCGUGAUAAAUGUAUUAUUUUAAAUUUUGAACAGAACAAAGAAGUUUUAUAACUAUGUUUUUUCCUCAGAAAAUAAUAUUGAAAGUAAAAAAGCUCAAAAACUUUUUCAAAAUUAAUUUGAUAGAAAAGAGAGGAGAACCCUAGUUAUUAUUGCAAGUUUUUUAAAAAUUGUAAGAAACCGAAAAAAAAAUGUGUUUGUAUAUUUAAUUAAAACAGUAGCUUGGUACACAGAUGGCUAACAUCCAAUAUCACUUUUUUUUUUUUUUUAAUUGAGAUUAACAGCCUACAGGUUAAGCCCCAAUGUUGAAAAACAAUUAUUAGUUUAUCAUUAAGUAUAAUAUGUUGGGUUAACAGACCUCACAUUAUUAAUUUAUAACAGGCUCAUGUAGGAUCUUGAAGAAUCGACCUUUUAUGUAAUUUUCUUCAACAUAGUAGAGUCUUUAUAACUUGUAUUAUGUUUUCUUAUGGUAAUAUUUCUAAGUAUAGAACAAAAUUAUUUAUAUGGUAAUUUAUUUUAUGCAUUUAUCAUUAUUGACCAUACAAAUGUUAGUAAAAUCUUAGAAGAAUCAAUCAGAAAUUAUUAUGUUAAGUCUCAACCCCUCCUCCUCAUGGGGCUUAACCUGUGUAAGCAAAAAAAA